Molecule: messenger RNA, 4800 nt
Organism: Thecamonas trahens ATCC 50062
Lineage: Eukaryota; Apusomonadida; Apusomonadidae
Exons: 2
Coding region: 1-4800 (1599 amino acids)
Source: RefSeq, a predicted model, not a curated record
AUGGUGAUUGUGGUUGUGGUUGUGGCUGUGGUGCUGGUGCUGAUGGUGAUGGUGCUGGUGAUGGUGGUGAUGGUGAUGGUGAUGGUGCUGGUGAUGGUGGUUAUGGUUGUGGUUGUGGCUGUGGUGCUGCGCGAGGUCGGCAACCUCGUGCAGCACAUGCUGGGCACGCCACUGUCGCGCGGCCCUCCUCUUGCCUCUUCCCCGGCUCCUCGGCUUGACUCGUCUACCGUCCCUCUGUAUCCCUUCGCCUCGCCACUCCUCCCGCCGCUGCCCGAGAACCCACCGGGUGCGGCGCCCGAGCCACUCAUGCUCUCCGCGCUGCGCUCGUCAAUGGCCGGCUCGCAGCCGCUUUCAGGUGAGUCGGAACUCGAGCAGUUGCGUGCAGACAACAACGCACUGCUGGAGACUGUCCAGGAGCUGGCAGUUCAGAUUCCGGAGCAAAAGCGGCUGUAUCACGAGAAGAUUGAGCGCGGCGAACAGCGGGUUGCCGGUCUGCUCGCCGACCUUCGGGCUGCCGAGCAGGACGCUACUGCCGCCCGCGCUGACGCCGAGGCGUGGCGCACGCGCGCGUCACAGCUCGAGGCUGAGGCCUCAGCAGCGCGCAACGCCUCGCACAAGGCCUCCACCGAUGCUUACUCGGAGGCAAAUGCAUUGCGAAUCCGUAUUGGCGAGCUCGAAUCGCGGCUGGAGGUCACCGAGUCGCGUGCUGCUCUUGCAUCUUCGCUGCAAGCCCAGCUUGACUCGGUCCAACGCGAUGCUGCCAACGCCGCCGCUGCCGCGGAGACUCGGCACCAGACCCAACUCGAGAGCAUGCGCCGCGAGCGCGACGACCUCGCCCGCGAGCUUCAGGCGGCGCGCGAUCAGGCAAAUGCGACCACUCGUGAUGCCGACGCGCUGCGCACUCAGCUUGCUGUUGCUGACAAGGCCCACCAGGAAGCGCUGCAUCGGGUCCGCCAUGAGCUGGACGAGGCGACCCGGACAGUCGUCAGCCUCUCGUCUCAGGUCGGCGACCUCGACUCGGAGCUGCAGAGCGAGGUCGAUGCCGAGCGCGCCGCCCGCAUCGCUGCCGAUCAGCGCGCGGCGUCGCUGGAGGCGACCAACGAGACGCUCCGCUCCGAGUUUGUUGUCCUCCGCAACCAUCUGCAGGCGCUCCAAGCCGAUACCGCCGCCGCCGUUGCUGCGCGGCAGCAGCUGCAGGAGGCACAGGCACAGGCUCGUGCCGCCGAGGAUGCGCUCAACACCCAAAGAGUCACGCUUGCAGCACUCGACGCCGAGCAUCGCAACUGCCGCUCGACCCACGGCCAACUGCAAGCCGCACUCCAAGCCGAGCGGUCGCGGGCGAACCAAAUCGAGGCUGCCCUCGAGGCUGAGCGAGCCCGCGCCUCGAAGCUCUCGGCCAACUCGCUGGCGGCUACACCGCGGCGCUCAAGUAGCGGCUCACCGCGAGUUGCGCCUGGCUCGCCGUAUCUCUCGCGAGCGGCGUAUCAGGCCCGCGAGGCUGAGUGGCAGCGAUCACUGGCAGCGGUCAAGGACGAGCUAGAGGAGGUCCGUGCCCAGCUGGCCCAGCAUGGCGCGUCGGCAAGUGUGGGUCCGGCGGCGGCACGCGGCACGCCCGCCAAGGCCUCGGCCGAGCUGUCUGAGGCAUAUCAGGCACUUCGAGAAGAGCACGCCGCGCUUCGUCAGGAGAUGAUGAUGAUGCAGCUGCAGAGCUCAGGCGGUUCCCCUGAGAACGAAAAGGCUCUCCGCGACCAGAUUGUGCGGAUGGAGAACCAGACCCAAGAAUUGCUCGCCGAGCUUGACGCGGCGCGAGAGGAUGCUGCAAAGGCCAGGGCGGCAGCAGUUGCUGCUACCAGCGAGGCCGGUGGCUCAGUCCAGGCCGCCCAGGCGCUCGAGGACGAGCUCACUGGUUUGCGGAAUGAGGCCGCGGCCGCGGUCGCCCAGGCCGAGGCCGCCGAGGCCGCCCAGGCAACCGCCGCCGGCGCUGCUGCAGCCGCACAAGCCCAGGUCGCCACCAUGGCAGACGAGGUGGCGGCGCUGCAGACUGCGCUCGAGAGCGAGACCCGCGCACGAAGCGAGGCCGAGGCCGCCAUGGAAGCACACCAGGCGUCGGCGGACGAUAUGGAGCGGGCUCGCGCCAGCUGGCAUGAGACGACCCGGCAACUACAGGACCAGAUCGUGCAGCUCUCGGCAGAGAGCGCUGAAGCGGUGAGCCGGGCCGAGUCGCUGGCGGUUCAGCUAGAGACGCUUCGUGGAACGCUCAGUCUGGUGAAGGAGGAGAAGGAGCAGGCGCUCCAGGACAAGAUGGCGUUGGGGCGCAAGGUGGGCCGGCUGGUGCGUGGAGCACAGGCGCUGCGUGACGAGCUCAAGGCUGCACGCGAUGAGGCCCGACAUGCGCAGACGGCGUUUGGCGCAGAGCGGGCAACGUUUGAGACGACGCUGGCAGCAGCCGAGCGGAUGCGCGAUCAGGCCCAGGCUGCACUGCAGGCGUCCGAGGCAUCGUCGGCGUCGCUCUCGGCCAAAGCUCGUGCUCUCCAGGAGCGGGUCACCGACCUAGAGGCCGCACUGCUGGCGGCCGAGGAGGCGACAGCCUCGACCCGGCUCGCUGAGGGGCGGGACAAGGCGUCGCUGAAGAACAGCAUCGCGAGGCUGGAGAUCGAGCUCGGUGACGCACGCGAGCAGCUGGACGCGUUCCAGGCCCGGGUGCAGGAGCUGAGCAACGAGCUUGGUGCUGUGCGGAGCGCCAACAAGGAGCUGCAUGCUGCGAUGGGCCAAGCGCAUGCCGCAGCCGAGGCGGCUCAGGCCGAGGUGCAAGUCCAGAGCGCCGAGGCGAGCGCUGCUGUGUCGUCGCGCGAUGCCGCUUUGGCCAAGUGCGAGGACACAGCAAAGGCACUGGCGCUUGCGCGCGAGGAGGGAGCGGCGAUUCAGGUCGAGGCAGCGCAGCUGAGGGCACAGGCUGAUGCCGCUGAGCGAGCCAAUGCGCGAGUGACCGAGCUGCAAGCAGCGCUGGCUGCAGAGCGCGAGGCGGCCUCCAGUGCGGUGGCACAGCUCCGCGAUGAGCUGCAGGCACUCUACUCGGAUGCGCAGGGGAAGCUGCAUGCCGAAGGCGCGGCACGAGCGCAGCUGCAGGCCGAAAACGAGAACUUGAGCUCGAUGCUUGCGGCGUAUCAGGCCAAAUGCAUUUCGCUGACCCAGGCGUCGCAGCUUCAGGCCGCGAUCCGCAGUGGUGGCGGUAGCGGUACCUCUGGCGGUAGUGGUGGACGGUCGUCGUCAGUUCCACCCGGGUCCGCAGCGUCUGACCGGGUUGCCGAGCUUGAGGGCUAUGUUCGCGAGCUGGCGUCACGGCUUCUUACACGCGAGCAGCAGUUUGUGGAGCUGCAGGCCGCGCAUCGCGGCACCGCGCCGUUGGAGGAGGCGCUGGCUGCGGCCGAGGCCCGUGCCGAGGCUGCGGCCGAGCGGCUAGAGGCUGAGGUGCAGGACAAGGCUGAGCUCGAGGCCGAGCUUGAGCGGCUGUUUGAGACGACGACGUCGCUGGAAGAUUUGCUUCACGAGGCAUCGCGGGUGCAAGCCGAGCAAGAGCAGCAGCUGGAGGCGGCCCAGGCGGCUCGCGCGGCGGUGGAGGCAGCGGCUGGCGAGUCUGCUGACGAAGCUGCGGAGCUGCGGCAAAAGCUGCGCGAGCAGGCGGCAGAGGCCGAGGCGGCAGCGGCGGCCGAGAUUGCCGAGGUGCGUGCCAAGGCCAAGGCCGAGGUGGCGCGACUGGAGGAUGAGCUUGUCGAGGCCCGGCGUAAGGCGCGACAGGCGGUUCAAGCGGUCGAGGAUGAACUCGAUAGCGCUCGGGCACGGGCGCGGAGUGGGACCCAGAGUGCGAUAGAGGCCGCCGAAGCCGAGGCGGCGGCGCUGCGGAGAGAACUGGCGAGUGCCAAGGCUACCGAGGCGCAGCUGGAGGUGGCUCAAGCGCAAGUGGCAGCGAUGCAAAAGGAGCUUGCGGCGGCCAAGAAGCUUGCGAGCGAGCUCGCCGACGGGCGCGUCGAUGGCGAGGCGCUGGCAGCAGCGUUGGCGCAGCGCGAUGCGGCAGUGGCGGCGCUCGAGGUUAAGGAGUUUGAGCUCCACGAGCUGGAAGUUGCGAGGCUGGAACUAAGCGAGAAGCUGGCGGCGGCCGAAGCGGCGGCGACCAAGGAGGCAGCGGCGGCCGAGGCAGCGGCGGCCGAAGCAGCAGCGGCGGCCGACAACGUGCCGGACACACCCGAGCCGCGUGCGGGCAACAGCGAUCGGGAGCGAGUCGAGAACGAACUCUACGAGACGCUGCUUUUGCUGGAGGAGACGCGUCGUGAGGCUGAAGCACAGCGGAGUCGGGCCGAGGCGGCCGAGGCGGCUCAGACACUUGUGGCCGAUCAGGUUGCGGCGCUGGAGCGCCAGGUGGCACAGGCCGAGGCGCAGGCGCAGUCUGCCGCCGAGACAGUGGAAGCAGUGCAGGCUGAGGCUGAGCGCGAGGCGCGGGCGCAGGCGCAGGUGGCAGUGGCGGUGGCGGAUGGAUGCGAUCUGGACGUGGCACGGCACGAGACCCGCGAGCUGCUUGACGACUUUGCCAAGCUCUCGGUGACGGUAGCGGAUCUACAGCGUGCGCUCGAGGAUACCCGAGCCGCGCUCGACGCCAAGACGGCAAGAGGGCGAGUGCUCAGCCGGCAAGUGGAUGCUUUGGCGCAUGCCCUUGCUGCGAUGGAAGCUGAGCACCACGGCAAGGACGCCGUCGAUGUCCAGGCCGUCUUUGAUUGGCUCGCAACCGUAGUUCCCGAGGAGGAGUAA